Molecule: messenger RNA, 369 nt
Organism: Caenorhabditis bovis
Lineage: Eukaryota; Metazoa; Nematoda; Chromadorea; Rhabditida; Rhabditidae
Source: the annotation of a GenBank genome assembly
AUGUAUCAACGUCGAAUUUCUGAAAUCAUUGAUUCCGUACGUGGCCUUCUUUGUGAAUACAAUUUCUCAUCGCAACAACACCGCUAUUUUGUGCGUCUUGCUCAACACAAGACGCUUGUCGACUCAUACAUCAAACUCAAACCUCAUCUUGGACGAUCGGAGAUCAUGAGAGAAUACGAUAGAAUUUUCACUCAAUACCGUGAAAAGGCUAUUCGAACUUUCAGCAUUCUUCAUGUUUCAAUGCACAUGGGGCAAACAAUGCCGGAGGAUUUCAUGUGGGCUCUUGACAACGAUUUGUAUGAGAUGUGCAAAUGCUUCGACGCGGUUGUCGUGCAAAUGCGUGGCUCCCACGCCAACUUUCUUCUUUAA